AUGGGAGCUGACACAGCAUCCUCUGCUACCGCGCGCUGGCUCCAGUGGCAGGCCAAAGGAGCGACCCAGAAGCAGGUCGAGGAGACACUUCCCAGCAGCUUCAAUCUUGAUGGCCCGAUCUACUACCUGCGAGCAGGGAAGUCCGAGGUUGCAGCAUGCUACGUUGGCACAGGUGGAAACUUUCUCCUCCUCGGACCGAAGUGGAACGUAAUCUUGGACUUCAUGGAUCUUUCCAAGCUAAAGGCGAAAGUGAUCGGCUCCACAGUUUGUUUGUUUGGAGGGCAGGACAUCGUUCUGCGACUCUUUUUGCCGACUGUGGAGGAAGCCGAUCAAUGGGCACAGAAACUUAGUGCAGCCAGCUUUCAGCGAGUCUCAGACCAGUACUUGGCACACCUCCAAGCCAAGAUUCAGCAGCAGCAGAAGGCUACGCGAAGGGCAAAGCAGGCAGCCGCCUUCGGCACGUUCAUGGAGUGGCUCUGCUCCUCGUCAGCUCGUAUAGCAGCCGACAUGCGCUUGAAAACCCUUGUUCCUUCGCACUGCGCGCCAGCCGCCAUUGGCGGCGAACACCACGUGUAUCCGGCGCGCUUCUAUAUGAAGCAGUGCAAGACAGAGGCGGCCGGCCGUGUCAGUAUUCAUGGAGACGCUCUCAUCAUGCAGUGGGCGGCGCGGGGUCGGGUCAUGAGACAAGCGGCUGUGCUGACAGGUGCAAGUGCGACGGUUGCCAUGUUCAUGGUCUCGGUGCGCGGAGAGAAUGGCCUCGCCAUGGUCCGCCUGUGGAUGAAUGACACGGAGGAGGCGGAUGAGAUUGCCAAGGCUAUCGAGGAGGCAGCGAAGGCAUCGUCCGAGUUGAUUCACAGGAAGACUCGGCCAGCUGCUUCGACGACAAGGCGGCAAAUGGGGGCUGCAGCAUCGUGCAUUUGCAGCACGGUAUUGGGCGCGCCGAAGUCUGUCCGCAGCAAAAUUGCGAGCUGCUGCACGAGCCAAAUCGUGGUACCGAGCAAGAAGAUCGAAAACGUUGCUAGCGGUGCUCUCCGCAUGGACGGCAAGUGCCACAUCCUCUUCCAGAAAGCUGCAGAGGCAAGGUUCUGCCACUGCACGCUCCGUGACGACACCCUUUGGUUCGGAGACAAAGCAUCCUUCAACGACCAGGUCCUCAGUCUCAUCGGGGCCAGAGCACUUGCUUUCGACGACAUGGUGACCAUCUUCACGCCGAGUGGUGAAACUCACAGGCUAUGGCCAGACACUUCCGCCGGCACUCCUGAGCAGUGGUGCCUGGCCAUUCAGGCCGCAGGCACACAUUCAGCCCACCUGAGCAAGUGGGAGGCGAUGAUCAAGGCCGAGAAGUUUGAAGCCUUCGCCAAGGCUGAGGUGCGGCGCUUGGCUCGCGCUCAGCGAUUUAGGAAUCUCGGAGAGCGCUUGAUCUACCUCCCAGCGAAGCUCACCGGCCUGGUCCAUGUCGAACGGCGUUGUGCCACGGAGGUUCUCAUGGCCUGGCAGCAGUCUUCCAAGUCCUCUCUCCUCGCUGCGAAGAAAGAGAAGUCGGCGAUCGGCGCCUCAGCGGGAAAGAGCCAACAAGCGCGCUUCUUCCGCAGAGCGGAUGCCGGCAGGGCACUGGAAAGGAGCCUGAUGAUCAAGGGAGAUGUGAUCUUUGUUUUCAACGAGGACGGAAACAUGGAGAAGCCGGUUCCUCUGGCAGGUGCCACGGUCUACACGAACCCAAACCAGAAAGUCUGCUCGGUUUGGUAUGACGGCGUGAUGCAGGCACGCAUGUUCGUCCAGUCGGAGGAUGCAGCAGAGAGUUGGGGAGCUCAGCUCGAGGAGGCAUCACUUCUACUAUCGGAUGCCACAGCUCGUCUCAAAGCAACAGCUGCCGAAAUCAAGACUGCCCCGGCUGACGCGCCCAAAGCUGCGCCCAGCGCCGAAGUUACAUCGAUGAAGGUCGUGGCCCCACCGAAGAUGGCUCCUGAGGAACAUCAUUCGUCGCAGAAGCUGCAGAAGACACGCUCCAGAAGAUUUGUCGAAGAGACGUCUCUUGCAAAAGAGGGCGAGGCGACGCCUGUGCCGGAAGCCGCUGUUGGCGCGUGA
Messenger RNA from Symbiodinium necroappetens, 2085 nucleotides. Lineage: Eukaryota; Dinophyceae; Suessiales; Symbiodiniaceae. The record is from the annotation of a GenBank genome assembly.